GUGCGCUCCAGAUGAUACCCCCGGCGCUGCUGGGCUGGAGCGGCAGGAGGCCCGCGGCCGCGGAACUCAAGGCGGAGCCUCCGGCAGAGAUCGGGCAGUCGCCGGCCGACGCCGCCCGCUGCCUGAACCGGCUCUGCGGCGGCCACGGGGCGCUCGCGCCGGCGCCGCUGCUGCCGCUGGCGCCGACCCUGGCGCUGAUCUGCCAGCUGCUGCACGGGCAGCCCGUCCCGGAGACCGUCGCGCGGCCGCUGGGCAGGACCAGCUCGUUGCUCUCCGGCUUCGAGAGCCCUGAGCGGCACCUGGAGCUGGCGCUCUCGCUGCACACGGACCAGGCAUCGGCGCGCAGCCUCGCCAGCAGCCUCGAGGCCGCCCUGCGCGCCCUCGUCGCCCUGUGCGAGUCCAGGGCCCUGCCGCACAAGUCCCCGCCGCUGAAGGCCGACCCCCGUGCCGUGGCCGCCCUCGCGCGCGCGUUGGCGCUGCUGGCCCUGCUGCCCGCUGUGGGCGGCGCCGGUCCGCCGGCGGUGGGGAAGGCUGCGGUCGAGCAGGCCGCCGGCGAGUGCGCUGUCGCCACGCGCGCGGAGCUCUUGCAGAGGUGCGCCAUCAAGGCCUGGGGCCCCGCGCCUGUGCCGGGCGAGAGGCAAUUGGCGCUCACCAAGAGCACGUUCGCAUUGAGCAGUGUCCGAGUCGGCAAGAGCCUGGCGUUCAAGCGGCCUUCCUCCCCGCGGUAA
Molecule: messenger RNA, 728 nt
Organism: Prorocentrum cordatum
Lineage: Eukaryota; Dinophyceae; Prorocentrales; Prorocentraceae
Source: the annotation of a GenBank genome assembly